CAACCCAACACCAUUGUUCUCUGGGGAGGUUCCCAGCCCUGCCUGCAUCCCGGGAAGGAGCUGCAGCGCUGACGGCCACCCCACACCAGGAACAGAGAGAGCAAGGCUCUUCCCAGGCAUCAGGAAUGUCUUCUGAGUCCGCUUCAUCCGCCUCCCAGCAGUCCCCUGCCUCUCCACCCUCUCCCGGCUCUCUCCAUCUGCCCGAGAGCCGCAGGGCGAGGGAGCGCUCCCCAUCGCCCAUGAGGUACCUCAUCCCCAGCCCGCUGCCCACCCGACGGACCAGGACCUUUUCUGCAACCGUGAGGGCAUCAGAGGGUCCCAUCUACAAAGGUGUCUGUAAGUGCUUCUGUCGCUCCAAAGGCCAUGGUUUCAUCACCCCUGCGGAUGGAGGGCCAGACAUCUUCGUACACAUCUCUGACAUCGAGGGCGAGUACGUUCCUGUGGCGGGCGACGAGGUCACCUACAAGAUGUGCACCAUCCCCCCGAAGAACGAGAAGCUGCAGGCGGUGGAGGUGGUGAUCACCCACCUCGCCCCUGGCACCAAGCAUGAGACCUGGUCGGGGCACGUCGUCAGCCCCUGAGGUGUCCCCGGGUUGACCUGUGUGGUCACUGCUCAACAGCUGCCUGCAGGGGACCUGUCCUGAGAAUAUCCUACGUGUUGUUGCAGGAGGAAACACUGUGUUGUCAAUAAAGCAGAAGCAGGCCAGAAUUACUGUUUUUUAUAGCUGGCCUGAUUUAAAAAAAAAAAAAAAAAAAAAAAAAAAAGGCAAUUCGAAUGCUAAUGAAAAAAAUCUGGCAUAAUGUGUUUACAGAAAAUGUAUUUAAAGAGACCUAGUUUGUGUGCUUGGUGGAGGAGGGGAGGUUUGGUUUUUUUCCUUUUAUCUUGUGAACUGAUUCCAGGAAAUACCCAGGGGGAGUGGGGAGAGGUUUAAGGAGGGCUCUUCUGGUGCAGAUGGCCAUAACUCCGAGACCCUGACAUUGUGUGAGCCCUCUGUUCCCUUGGGCUGCCCUUCCGUAGGGUUACAGUACAUUUAUUGCUGAUAACAGUGCCUGAAUCCCUUGCCUUGAGAGAGAGAGAGGUGUUCAUUGCUGCAAUUUGUUGUCCUCGUGGAAGGAAGUUCACAAACAGCAGCAGCCACGAGGUGGAAAUUCUCCAUCUAGUGGUUACACUCCAGUGCACCAUCUGCACAUGGGGUGGCUGCAUGAGUGUGGAAACUGUAUUGUGGUUGUAAAGUCAGGAUUGUUUGUGAAUUUACUUAGGUGCCUUGAUGGUUGAUUAGCAACAAAUUUUAUAGGCCAGUAUUAAG
Molecule: messenger RNA, 1307 nt
Organism: Empidonax traillii (willow flycatcher)
Lineage: Eukaryota; Metazoa; Chordata; Aves; Passeriformes; Tyrannidae
Gene: CARHSP1
Product: calcium regulated heat stable protein 1
Exons: 4
Coding region: 126-581 (151 amino acids)
Biological process (GO): regulation of mRNA stability
Cellular component (GO): cytoplasm
Molecular function (GO): mRNA 3'-UTR binding
Source: RefSeq, a predicted model, not a curated record